AUGUCUAACACAAAUUUUGGACCACACGAUAUAAACAAUCAAUGUCAGCGGUUGAUGCAAUUCACAAGUGGUAAUACCAGCAUUCCAAUUACUGUUUCUAAUAACCAACAAUUGGUUCAUCAAAUUUUCAGUCCUCAGUCAAGUUUUCUUAACGCAAUGGCGAGCCAAGUUCCAAUAAAACAAGAAAUUUUUGAUAGUUGUAACGAACAAUCAGCUAGUCAACUUAUCAAUACUCAGUCAAGUCUCCCAAAUCUUAUAACCCGUCAAGUUUUAAUAAAGCAAGAAGUUUUUGAUAGUAACAACAACGAUGGUAGUAAUAUUCCAGUGCCUAUAAAAGUAAUUGGUCUAAAACCAGGAGAGAACCUAUCGAUGAACAAUAUUCAGGGUUUACUGCCAGGAGCACAGGGUAGCAUAUUUUUAAAAACCAAUAAUGACUUUCAGCUGGUUAAAAUCGGUUCUACAUUAAAUAGCGGGGAUACAAAUUUUCGUCCCAUGCCGAUUGCUCCUAAAGUUACUACUUCUUCGACAACUGUCGCACCAAUUGCUAUAUCUUAUCAUCUAACAUCAAGUUCGGGAACAUUAAAUUUAAACCAAAGGCCUGUUGUAUCAUCACAAACUUCAGUGACUUCUCGUAUAACCGCGUCAGUCCCUUCAGUGAUUGUUAAUACGACUGCUCCAUCUACAAUGAAAACAGUAUCAGCAAAUUCAGUUGUAUCUACAAGCCCAGCAGCUUCAACUCAAUCAGAUAAAGAGAAAAUUGGUCUACCGAAGCUGCAUAAAUUUUUCCACUACUUUUUCGUCGACAAAAAAAUAGGAGCCGAAGAUUUUUGUUCCAACCUUGUAGUGAUUCUAAACGCAGAAAGUCAGCCAGGACUGGUUAAUUUUCUCAAUCUAAACAUCCUGUUUCUCAGAAGAGCGCUGUACUUAGGGGAGUUGACUCUUGAGGGUAUCAGAGCUCCACCAGUGAAUGUCUUUUCUUCACUUCAUCCGAAGACGGCUACCAAUAAUCAGAGUUUCAUUAGAAAAUCUGGUGGAAGAUCAAUACUGGUUCCUGUCAAUGGAUCACAAUCUCAGAAAAUUUUAAAGUCUUCUGUUACUGUGCCUGCGUUAAGACCUUCGUCGACUGUUAAUGUACCAGUAGUCAAUAAAACUAUGUCUGCAGCUACUAGAAUGGUUUCAUUAACGGUUAUGGCUGGUACUACUCAAGUGAGAAAUAGUCAAACUUUGCUUACUCCUGCUAAAGCUCAAAUUCAAGCAGUUAACUCUCUUGAUAAAUUAAAACCAGUUUUUACUCCAGUAAGUGGUAAGAGAAUUAUUCAAAAAUCACCAGCAGUCACUAGCUUGAAGACUUCUCAAAACUUAUCAACAGUAGUUUCUAAUGUUCACGGAUUAUCAUUGCCUAAAAUUUCUAAUAUGACUGUACCAUUAUUGUCAUCAAUUUCUAAUGCAAGUGGACCAUCACUGCCAAUUAUGUCUUAUGGAAAUAUCAAAAAAUUACCAGUUUCAACAAGCUCAACUGUUCAAAGACCUUUAAAUCAUGGAAUUAAAAUUGACAAUGUCCAACCAGUUAAUAAAAAAAAUUUAACAAUUUCACCAUUGGCAAAAGAUGAUAAAAAAGAAGUGUCUCCAGAGACUAAUGUGGCUAAGCUCACAGAUAUUAUGGAACUGGGAGUUGUUGAUAUAGAGAAAGAAUCAGAAAUUAGUUCGCAUGAAAAAAUUGGUGAAGAAAUUCGAUCCUGUGAAGAUAAGUUGUUUUUAAUCUCGUCAGUCUUGAAAGAAAAAAUUAAUAAAAUUCUACAUAAGCAUGAAAUUGAAGCAUAUAACAAAGAUGUUCUUGCUUUGGUGUCUCAUGCAACCGAACAAAGGCUCAAGGAUUUGGUGGAGAAAAUGGGAGUCGUAGCUGAACAUCGCGUAGAUUUAAACAGAACUGAUCCACAGUAUGAACCGACGCAGGAUGUUAGAGCUCAGCUGAGAUUCCUUGAGGAAGUUGAUAAAGCUCAGAGCGAUAAACGAGAAGCUGAGGAACGCCAGGCAAUUCUUAAAGCAAGCAAGAGUAGAUCGAAGAAUGAAGAGCUUGCUAAGCUGAAGGAGCAAGCCAAGGCAAUUCAAAAAGCUGAAAUGGAAGAAAGGCUGACUCGUGAUACUAAUUUGGCAGCGCUGCAAGCGUUAGGUCCUAUGAGAAAGAAGCCAAGGCUUGAAGAUAAUACGGUUUCUGCUUUGACUCGUAGGGUAAUGAGGCCUAGAAUCAAGAGAGUCUGCACAAAGGAUUUGAUAUUUGUUCUCCAGCAAGAAAAAUAUUCAUGCCGCAGCCAAUUUCUGUACAAAGCUUAUUUAAAAUCUAUUAAAAAAUAAUUAAACCAUUUAAAUGUUUUUUCAACAAUUACAGUUAUUCAACUUGUAUUUUUGU
Cotesia glomerata is the source of this 2407-nucleotide messenger RNA. RefSeq names its product transcription initiation factor TFIID subunit 4-like. Gene Ontology annotation, cellular component: transcription factor TFIID complex. NCBI's taxonomy places the organism in Eukaryota, Metazoa, Arthropoda, Insecta, Hymenoptera, Braconidae. The record is from RefSeq and is a predicted model, not a curated record. The transcript is spliced from 3 exons. Gene Ontology annotation, biological process: transcription initiation at RNA polymerase II promoter; DNA-templated transcription. Gene Ontology annotation, molecular function: DNA binding; RNA polymerase II general transcription initiation factor activity; protein heterodimerization activity. The coding region runs from base 1 to 2352 and encodes 783 amino acids.